AACGCUGGGCUGGCAGCUGAUGGCUGAGGUGAGGUGAGGUGGCGGAGCCGAGCGCGGGGCGGCGCGGCGGAGCGAUGUGGGGGCAGCAGCGGCGGCGGCAGCCGCAGGACCAGCUGUUAGCGAUGUGUGUUGGACAGGAAAGAUGAUCUAAAUCCUGCACCUUCUAAGCAUUAAGAUCAAGGUUGAGGUGAAAGGACAGGAAGAAAGCAUGGCUGGGCCGGGUGCUUUUCAAGGUGGGACUUGGAUAUCCAGAUUUACUCAUCAUCAUGUUGUUGUGUUCCUGCUCACCUUCUUCAGUUAUUCACUUCUUCAUGCUUCAAGAAAAACCUUUAGCAAUGUGAAAGUCAGCAUUUCUAGCCAGUGGACUCCAACAUAUUUAAACAAAACUGCUGUGAAACUGGAGCCUGUAGAGCUUUGGAACAGCAGCCAUUUAUUUCCAAAUGCUGAGGAAGCAACCCUUUUCCUAGGAACACUGGACACCAUUUUUCUCUUCUCUUACGCUGUGGGUCUUUUCAUCAGUGGUAUAAUUGGGGAUCGGUUUAAUAUGCGAUGGGUUCUAUCAUUUGGCAUGUGCUCCUCUGCAGUAGUGGAAUUUUGCUUUGGCACCCUCACAGAAUGGCUUCGUUUCUAUAACAAGUGGUUCUAUUGUUCCCUGUGGAUUUUGAAUGGCCUGCUACAGUCCACUGGUUGGCCAUGUGUUGUUGCAGUAAUGGGUAACUGGUUUGGGAAAGCUGGACGUGGAGUUAUUUUUGGUCUCUGGAGUGCUUGUGCCUCAGUGGGCAAUAUUUUGGGAGCAUGUCUAGCAUCUUCAGUUUUGCAGUAUGGGUAUGAGUAUGCCUUCUUGUUAACAGCGUCAGUACAGUUUGCUGGUGGAAUCGUUAUCUUCUUUGGGCUUUUGAUAUCUCCAGAAGAAAUUGGUCUUCCAGGGGUUGAGGAAGAAGAAAGUUCUGAAGAUGACCCUUGUAAACCAUUAAUUAACAAUACUGACAAUGAGGAUUGUGAGCCCAAUUAUUCAAUCCAAGAAGUCAGUACAAUCCAUCAGCCCAAGGCGAUCAGCUUUUACCAGGCUUGCUGUCUUCCUGGAGUUAUGCUGUAUUCCCUGGCCUAUGCCUGCUUGAAGUUAGUGAAUUACUCCUUCUUCUUCUGGCUGCCCUUUUAUCUGAGCAACAACUUUAGAUGGAAAGAGGCUGAAGCUGACAAGCUCUCCAUUUGGUAUGAUGUCGGAGGAAUUAUAGGUGGAACUUUACAAGGCUUCAUCUCUGACAUGCUACAGAAAAGAGCACCAGUGCUAGCUGGGAGUCUGCUUCUGGCAAUUGGGUCCCUGGUUGGAUAUAGCCGUUCUCCAAACAAUAAGACUAUUAAUGCACUCCUAAUGGCUGUUACAGGGUUUUUCAUUGGAGGACCCUCCAAUAUGAUUAGUGCUGCUAUUUCUGCGGAUUUGGGUCACCAGGAGCUGGUACAAGGGAGCAGUGAAGCUUUGGCCACAGUUACAGGAAUUGUCGAUGGAACCGGGAGUAUUGGAGCAGCAAUGGGCCAGUUUUUAGUGUCUUUGAUUCAGGACAACCUAGGCUGGAUGUGGGUUUUCUAUUUCUUCAUUUUAAUGACAAGUUGUACAGUUCUGUUCAUCUCACCAUUAAUAGUGAGGGAAAUAAGAUCUCUUGUGCUAAGAAGAUAAGACAUACAUUGAGUGAAUGACCAUUGUCCCUGGGAGAGAGGCUGUUGUAGAAAAAACAGAAGGACACAAACUGGACUGUUAUUUCAUUUUAACUUCUUUGAAGUCACUAUAUUUGGAGGAAGUUAGUUGGUGGGAUAGACUGCUGCUGAACUUGGAAUCAAGAAGAACUGAGUUCUAUUCCUGCCUCAGACCCGGGCAUUGUGACCCCAGGCACCGUCACUUAAACUUCUGUCUGGCUGCCUCCAGGGGUUGUUGGGAGGAUUAAAUGAGAUAACAUUAUGUAAGGUGCUUUUUAAAUCUUAAAGCGCUAUGUAAAUGGUAGCUAUCAUUAUUAUUGUUGGUGGGGGAAGGGGAAAUCAUCCAAAAUGGCUGAUUAAGCAUUCAGCAUUAUCAGCCCCUGGAGGAGCAGAUCCUGAACAGCCACAAGGCAGAACAACUGUCUACACUACAAGAAUGGACUGACUGACCUCUACAGGCACAGGAUGCUCCAUUUUAAUUCUCCUGCUCUUCUGGACCUUGUUCAGGUUCAUACCUGUCACCUUGAUAGCUGCAUCUCUUCUCCAUCAAACAACACUAAACCUUGAGUUUUCAAGUUCAGAAAAAGUGAAGAUGAGGAACCAUGGUUUUUAUAUCAGUGAGCUUCUUCAGCACUGUGAUUUGCCAUGGUUCUUGUCCAUGGUGGCAGUGAAUUAAAGGAAUAAGUGAUUCUGGAAGCAUUCUGUUUUGAUCAAGUGCAUGAGUUGGACUUGAGAAUUGUUUUAAGUAUUCCUUGGUUGAAAAAUUCCUCUGGCAUAUCAGUUCUUAGGGGAAAAUGAUACAACAUGCUUAAUAACUUAAUCACCAGCUCUCUAGCUUUAAUUCAUUCUUAUGGCCACUCUUUCAGUCCACUUGGCUUUAUUAAGAAUUACUUUAACUCCUGGAAGUACUGAUUAACCUUCCUUUUCAAGGACUUAUAAGGUAGGUUAAUUAUCUUGGACAUUCCAAAAUAUAACUAGCAGCUGAAGUAUGUAGUGGCCCAAAUUUGCUGCCAGGGAACUUUAAUAACGUAAAUGAGUUAUAAUCCUCAGCCCUAUUAUUAGGAGAUUGAUCUCUGUUCCAGGUGAGCUCCCUAAGCCAUUUCAGCAAAGAAUCAAAAUUGGAAAGGAGGAAGGGACUUAGGUAUGGAAAGGAGCCUGUGACAGUUGAGAAUCAACAUUGGAAAAAUGGUAAGGUCUGGGAGGUAAUUGUUUUAUAGAAAAAUGAAAACCAUCUCCAAGGACAUGCAUUCUAUGCUAGUCACCAGCAUUAAGGGUUGGGGGUGGGGUGAGUGGGUUAAAUUAUGUAAACUAGCUAGCUAGGGGGGGAAACGUGCAAUUUUCGAUGUAUUUCUGAUUAUUGAAUUGGUUAGGGAGCAGUUUUCAGUCUCCUUAUUUUCCGUUAUGUGUUGUAUUUGUGGUUUUGGAGAAGGAAUCACUUUUAUCAGCCAGAUUUCUAAUCAGGUUGUUACUUAUUGCUGACAAAAAGGGAAGCCUUUGUGGGCUAACAAGGGCUGGAAGUCAUGGGAAGAGAAAAAUAUACUGACUUUUAUGUAUUUUUUUUUAAUUUUCAGUUCCAAAUUCUCUUUCCCUCCAGUCCCUCUCCCACCACUGAGAAGGCAAGCAAUACUACACCCCUGUACCCAUCAUACGGGUGAUGACUUUUAUAUUUUUAAAAUUAUGUAAAUUAGUGAGGGGAUUUUAAUUUAUGUAUUUAAGCAUUUCAUUGUGUGAGCUGUAAGAAUUAGAAUGUUAUUAGUGCCUUAAGAUUCUCUGGGAUAUUGAAUGUUGCCCAGUGAUGGUUUCUCUACUGUGCUGGGAGGAUUCAUGGCUUCUCCAUUAGUACACAGACAAGUGGCAGCCUCAUUUCUGUGCUGUUAUUUGAGAGCCUUCCCUCCCCUUUGUCUAAUAUUGGGCCUAUUUUCAGCUAAGUUUAGAUAAAUUGCAUUCUUUGAAUUUAAUCACAGGUAGUAGACCAACCUCAAUCUAAUCUUUGCUUCUUUCUAGCAUUUAAUGUAGAGAGUUUUUUCAUGAAUAAUCUGCAGUAUUUCGGGACCUAUAUUAUCCCUUAUUUGUUUAAUCAAAUCUUAACCCUUGUGGAAAAAUUAAAGAUGUAUAAUUCUAUGUACUUCUGAUCCAAAUGUAUUAUUAAGAGGUUUUUGUCAUGAUACAAAAUAACUUAUUUGGUCUUACACAAUCUGAAAUGAGGGAUACAGUUUAAAGAAUAUGUGUGUAUACAGAUGUAUAUAUGAAUUUAUAAACAUACAUGUAUACAUGUGCGUACCUUUUACUUCCUACUGUUUUAUCUCUCUUUAGGAACUGUGUAGCUAAAAGAAAGGCUAACAAUAAAAUGCCUUCAUCCUUUACUAUACAGAAGGUUCUCAGAUACCUGUUAUUGAAACAAAACUCCUAAUCUUUUUAUUUUUAAAAAUCUGAAGCAGCUUGGGGGUUCCUUAAAAGGAUCAGGUGGGGGAGCAUUCUAAUAAUGUUAAAAAAUGAGGUGACAUGAAUAAAUUUUUUUAUGAAAUGGAA
Phascolarctos cinereus (koala) is the source of this 4221-nucleotide messenger RNA. RefSeq names its product solute carrier family 37 member 3 (gene SLC37A3). The record is from RefSeq and is a predicted model, not a curated record. Gene Ontology annotation, biological process: transmembrane transport. Lineage: Eukaryota; Metazoa; Chordata; Mammalia; Diprotodontia; Phascolarctidae. Gene Ontology annotation, cellular component: endoplasmic reticulum membrane. Gene Ontology annotation, molecular function: transmembrane transporter activity.